Molecule: messenger RNA, 300 nt
Organism: Xyrichtys novacula (pearly razorfish)
Lineage: Eukaryota; Metazoa; Chordata; Actinopteri; Labriformes; Labridae
Source: the annotation of a GenBank genome assembly
AUGAGCCCCGUCGACUGGGAAAGGGGAGCGUCUGAAGCAGAGAGCAGCAAACCGGAGAAGGAGAGGGGAAGACGGCGGAGGUCUAGUUGCAACCCCGUGAAAGAAAGACCUCACAUGAACGACGAAGAAACCGAGUCGGUUCGUGGUUGCCGACGUACUCCAAACAUUAGGUGCGAUACCGACGGUUCGAUACCGGCGUGUCCAUUAUUUUAUCGGUUUGUACUCAUUCGGACGACCGAGCCGAUCAGAAAGAAGAGGCCGCUCAGCGACAGCCCUCACCCGGCUGACCUGUCUGACUAG